Molecule: messenger RNA, 590 nt
Organism: Hippocampus zosterae (dwarf seahorse)
Lineage: Eukaryota; Metazoa; Chordata; Actinopteri; Syngnathiformes; Syngnathidae
Gene: bola1
Product: bolA family member 1
Cellular component (GO): mitochondrion
Source: RefSeq, a predicted model, not a curated record
GCAAGCCAUCAGGUGGUGUACUGCGCGCAUCGUCCGAUGUUGCCCACCAUCCUUCGCUGCUAUCGGUCUGCCCAUCCCAUCUACUCCAGCCCCGUGGCCCGCCUGGCCUCCCACAUGGAUGCGGCAAGGCCCGUGGAGGGCGCCAUCACCAGCAAACUGACAGACGCAUUUCAUCCGGAGCACCUGGAGGUGCACAAUGAAAGUCACAUGCAUGCCGUGCCCCCCGGCUCGGAAUCGCACUUUCGCGUGCUGGUUGUCAGCGGCCGCUUCCAGGGCCUGUCCCUGCUUCAGCGCCACCGUCUGGUCAACGAGGCCCUGAAAGUGGAGCUGAGCGCUCAUAUACACGCCCUGGCCAUCCAAGCCAAGACGCCGGAGCAGUGGCGCGGAGAUCCCAGCCUGGCCCAGAGCCCCCCUUGUUUGGGGGGCUCGCGCGGGGAUCGAUCUGUGGAAGACAAACUGAAAGCGGGCCAUUAACGGGGGCACUUCCUGGUGGACGUCGUGGACACUGUGUAUUUUAUUUUACUUUCAAUUUGAAUUUGUCAUCCUUUAUACAUCCACUGUAGCCUAAUAAAAAAUGUCAAUCCACAAAA